This is a messenger RNA of Colletotrichum phormii, 1755 nucleotides long. RefSeq names its product flavin-binding monooxygenase. Bases 1 to 1755 code for a protein of 584 amino acids. Lineage: Eukaryota; Fungi; Ascomycota; Sordariomycetes; Glomerellales; Glomerellaceae. The record is from RefSeq and is a predicted model, not a curated record. The transcript has 7 exons.
AUGUCUACGCUGAGCAGCCGGCGCCGAAUCCGGGGCAUCAUCGUGCUAGCAGCCAAGGUAGGACAGGAUAUUGCUGUGAUCAUAUCAUCACGUUUAGACGACAUGCAUACUUUAUAUCCAUAUGCAGUCAUCGAACAACCCCUCGGAACAGCCAAAAAGGUCCGCAUCAUCACAAUCGGCAGCGGCGCAAGCGGCCUGAACAUGAUCCGCACCUUUCGCCAGAAACUUACAAACUUUGAACACAUUGUUUAUGAGAGGAACCCCGAGGGCGGAGGCACAUGGUACGAAAACCGCUAUCCGGGCUGCAAGUGCGAUAUCCCCUCGCAUAACUAUCAAUUCUCCUGGAUACCGAACAAGGAGUGGGGUAGCUUUCUGUCUCCGGCGGAAGAAAUUCAGGCGUACUUGUGCCGCUUGUGCGAUGAUGAGGAUCUGCGGCGUCAGAUCAAGACGAGUCACCUCGUGACGGGAGCGUUUUGGGAUGAAGUCUCUGGAAUAUGGACGGUUAGGGUGAAGAAUUUGGAGGACGGUGUGGAGUUUGAGGACCAUUGCGAGUUUUUGCUCAACGCGAGCGGGAUUCUGAACAACUGGAAGUGGCCAGAUAUUCCCGGUUUGAAUGACUUUGCAGGAAAACGAGUCGCAGUAAUAGGCAAUGGCUCAUCGGGAGUUCAAAUGGUUCCGGCUGUACAAAAAGACGCGAAAGAAAUGAUUCCAUUCAUUCGUGGGCCAACUUGGAUAAUGCCGCCGCGAGUUCAGACGUUGCUGCUUGGGAAGGCAAAGCAAACGAUGGAGCAGAUUGAAUUAGACGAGGAUGAGAACUUCACGCCAGCACAGAUUGAGAAGUUCAAGUCCGAUCCCGCGCUAUACAAGUCAUUCGUCAAGGCUAUAGAAGAACAAGUCAAUAACAACUUCUUCAUCGUCGCCACGCAAGGCGUCACUCAAUACAUGCAAUCUACACUCAACUACGAUCAGAAGCUGAUUGAUAUCCUGAUCCCCUCUUUUCCUAUAAGUUGUCGCCGAAUGACGCCAGGUGUCGGGUACUUAGAGUCUCUGACGAAACCCAAUGCAAGAGUCAUCUCGGGAGGAAUCGCCCGCGUAGUCUCAGACGGUCUGAUUACAGAGUCUGGGGAACACAUUGCGGUCGAUGCUAUCGUGUGUGCCACCGGAUUCGAUGUCUCGUUUCGCCCACGACUCCCUAUUGUCGGGCGAGGGGCAACAAAUCUUCAAGAUAUGUGGGCCAAGGACAUACCGAAAGCCUACAUGUUUUGCACGGUCCCCGAGAUUUCCAACUACUUUGGUAAGUUCAUAUUGUAUUAUGACAAUCCAGUCUUUCUCGGCCCCAACGCCCCCAUCAGCCACGGCAGCGUCUUCACGAUAACCAAACUUCUCGCAAAAUAUGUCGCCGGCAUCAUCCAAAAAUGCCAAACCGAGGGUAUUAAGUCCAUCAGCUCCAGCCUCGACGCUAUCAAUGAAUUGCACGAACACACGCAGGCCUUCAUGCCACGCACAGCAUGGGCCGGGUCCUGUAGAUCCUGGUUCAAAGGCGGUGCUGUGGAUGGACCUGUGACGGCGCUCCAUCCUGGGAGCAGAAUCCACUUUUUCCACAUGUUGGAGAACUUUAGAGGGGAGGACUGGGAUUAUGUGUAUGAGAGGAAGCGGAAUCGGUUUGCGUAUCUUGGGAAUGGGCUUUCUACGAAGGAGUUAGAUGGCUCUGAUUCAACUUGGUAUUUGAAUGAUCCGGAUGGGGAGGGGAAGUAA